AAAUCAUACAGUCCUUCGAGAGCGCGGUUAAGCUCUCCCAUGAUCCCCAUGGCAGCGACCCAAUGAAGUAGCGCAGGUGUGACUUGAGUGAGUGCUGUUAAGAUUCCUGGAUCCGUUGGAGGAGAUUGACAAACAACGUUGCACCACUCGCGGCACGCAGCUCGAGUGCUCGGUGAUAUGAUCUCAUUGAAUUCAGUUGCAUGAAGCCAGAAUACUUUGAAUUUUCACCUGAUAGUCGUUAUCUCGCUGCUGGGACAAGUAAAGCCGUCCGCAUUUGGGACGUUCAGGACCCGGAUCAAGGUGUCCACCUUGAAUUGUCCUUUUGGAAAUUGGGGUUUUUCGAAGGAUGCGACUUCUCGUUCUCACCUGACGGCGGUUACCUGGUUUUCUUUGAUUCCAUGUCGGAGUCGUUAAUAGUAGAAGUGCCGAUUUGGAACGACACAGCUGAUUGGGAAGGGCACUCCUACGAGGUAGAAAGGGUGCGAUUUUCGCCUGAUGGAAAGCGGCUGGUUUCAGCUUGUUGGGACGAAGCCCAUGUUUGGGACACCUCGCUCUGGACGAGGAUCUACUGCCUUGAUGUGUCCGAGGAGUUCCCCACCAUUUACCCACCACCACGGAUGCCGGUUUUCCCAAGCCAAAAUAGACGGAGUCUGUGUGCCGUGAAAGGAGAAAGAACCAUUCACCUCUGUUGGCUACCCGAUUGGUUCGAAACCAGCACGGAUAUCGCGCAGUAUGAAGAAUUGGUGUGUCUAGGAGGUAAAAAGGGGGAAGUUCUAUUCUUGGACAUCUCUGGCUUUGAAAUGCCCGACAUUUGAUCUACUCCCGAUUAUUAUAUGUUAUUCCCGAUAUUUGCAAGUCCGCAAGCAGGCGAAGCGUCCCUUCUCCAUCUCCACCUU
Cantharellus anzutake is the source of this 896-nucleotide messenger RNA. RefSeq names its product WD40-repeat-containing domain protein. Gene Ontology annotation, molecular function: protein binding. The record is from RefSeq and is a predicted model, not a curated record. The transcript is spliced from 3 exons. NCBI's taxonomy places the organism in Eukaryota, Fungi, Basidiomycota, Agaricomycetes, Cantharellales, Hydnaceae. Bases 201 to 815 code for a protein of 204 amino acids.